AUGGAUCAAGCACUGCAGACCGCACUCAGCACCGGCCUAUCCUCGGUCUCUGGGUUCCAUUCCAACAAGCCAAAGGAAGUCGAUCCAAAGUUGGCUGGCAAAAAUGUUCUGCCUCAAAGCUUCUGUCCAACUGCCAAAGACCGCCUGUCAUUCCCGCCAGUCAAAGCCUCUUAUCUUUCCAUUGGCGGCUGGCCGUGGGCAGACAAGCCGACAUGGCAUUAUGACGAGAGCGAGUGGAUCAAAAUCCAGGAGGCAUGGCAGAUCCUCUACGACGCGGGCAUCAACUUCAUCGACACCGCGGAGGCGUACGGAAACAACGAAAGUGAGAAGAUCGUCGGCGAUCUUGUGCAAAGUCUUCCUCGCGAUAACUUCGUGGUGCAGACGAAGUUUUUCGGCACGCCCAUGAAAGCGGAGAACUUCAUCCACCCCGUCGACGCACCCGUGACGAGCUUGAAGGCCAGCUUGGAGCGCCUGCGCCUCGAUUUUGUCGACAUUUACCUAGUCCAUGGUCCUAUACAUCCUCAGAGCUUCUCGAACAUUGCUGAAGGAAUGGCCAAGUGCGUGAAGGAAGGUCUCACCCGAGCUGUGGGCGUUGCAAACUACGACAGUGAAGAUGUCUUCAAAAUCCGAGACGAGCUAAAGAAGAACAACGUGCCUUUGGCUACGAACCAGUGCGAAUUCAGCAUCCUUCGUCGUUACCCCGAGAUCACUGGUAGCAUUAGAAAUUGCCAGGCGAGCGACAUCAUUUUCCAAUCGUACUCUUCCCUCGGGCAAGGGCGCUUGUCUGGGAAAUACACACCUGAGAACCCACCGCCUAAGGAGUACCGCUUCAGCAGUUACGAUAUGAAGGAUAUUGAGCCGACCAUCGCCACCUUACGAGAGAUCGCAGAGAAGCGAGGAAAGAGCCCAGCUUCUGUUGCUCUCAACUACAACAUCGGCAAAGGCGCUGUUCCGGUCGUCGGCAUCCGUAGAGCUGAGCAGGCAAGAGAGGCUAUUGAAGCGCUUGGUUGGAGAUUGAGCGAGGAGGAGGUAAUCGCUAUUGAUAAGGUCAGCGUCGAAGGCCAGACCACGUCACUCUGGCAGCAGGGGUAA
Messenger RNA from Colletotrichum aenigma, 1092 nucleotides. RefSeq names its product putative oxidoreductase. Bases 1 to 1092 code for a protein of 363 amino acids. The record is from RefSeq and is a predicted model, not a curated record. NCBI's taxonomy places the organism in Eukaryota, Fungi, Ascomycota, Sordariomycetes, Glomerellales, Glomerellaceae. The transcript has a single exon. Gene Ontology annotation, cellular component: cytoplasm.